AUGCAUCGUGGGUUCCGUUGUUGCCUUUGUCAUGGCGUGGCUGACUCUGCCGGGCUGGUACAUCUUGCCUUGGAACACCAGACCAGGAUUCGAGAUAGAGCACAGACACAGUCCUUGGUGCCUUAUCAGCGGGCUGGCAGCUGCGUUCCUUACCUUGGUUUUCUGGCAAUCAUCAGUUCAGUGUUUCUGGAUCGUGCUUGCAUUCAUCAGGGUGAUGCUCGGCUGAAAGCGGAAGGCAUCUUCAACCUCGCCGCCUUCCUCAAGGCAUCCAAGUCUCUCGUGGUCGUUUUUGAUGAGAGCUACCUGUCGAGGGCUUGGUGUGUUUUCGAACUUGCAGCCUUCAUCAAAAGCCAUGAGGGUGAAAGUCCACCGCCUGUGGUCAUCAAGCAUAUCGCUGUCGCACCGACCACCGCUUUCUUGAUCAUCACGAUAGCGCUGCUCAAUCUAUACUUUUCAUGUCUACCCGCGGCGGGCUAUCUCUUCUACAUUCUUAUAGUGUUCAUGAUGGCCUUCGCGAUCUCAAUGCACAUCAUGCUGUUGCGAAUUCAGCGAGACACCCUCAAGGCCGAAAAUGACUUCAAGAGUUUCCGGUGGGACGCCUGCACAUGCCAAUGCUGCUCCUCAGGGCACGAAAGAGAUGGUGUGGCAAUUCCCUGUGACAAGGAAAUCUUGGCAGAAUGCAUUGCCAGAUGGUUUGGCUAA
Molecule: messenger RNA, 702 nt
Organism: Symbiodinium sp. CCMP2592
Lineage: Eukaryota; Dinophyceae; Suessiales; Symbiodiniaceae
Source: the annotation of a GenBank genome assembly